Messenger RNA from Hippocampus comes (tiger tail seahorse), 1578 nucleotides. Its product is annotated as GATA zinc finger domain-containing protein 14-like. NCBI's taxonomy places the organism in Eukaryota, Metazoa, Chordata, Actinopteri, Syngnathiformes, Syngnathidae. The coding region runs from base 1 to 1479 and encodes 492 amino acids. The transcript is spliced from 2 exons. The record is from RefSeq and is a predicted model, not a curated record.
AUGUGCAACACCAGACUUAAACGUAACCAAAACAGCUACAACAACAACCCCUGGUCCAAGUGCAACACCAGGCUCAACAACAUCUGCAGCACCCACGAGACCAAUAACCAGUCCAGAAACAACACAAAGUCCAACACCAACCACCAAAGUCACCACAACAACCGCCAGUCCAUGUGCAACACCAGACUUAAACGUAACCACAACAGCUACAACAACAACCCCGGGUCCAAGUGCAACACCAAACUCAACAUCUGCAGCACCCACGAGGCCAACAAUCAGUCCAGAAACAACACACGCUUGCACACCAACCACCAAAGUCGCCACAACAACCGCCAGUCCAUGUGCAACACCAGACUUAAACGUAAACACAACAGCUACAACAACAACCUUGGGUCCAAGUACAACAUCAAGCUCAACAACAUCUGCAGCACCCAUAAGACCAACAACCAGUCCAGAAACAACACAAGCUUCCACACUAACCACCAAAGUCACCACAACAACCGCCAGUCCAUGUGCAACACCAGACUUAAACGUAACCACAACAGCUACAACAACAACCCCGGGUCCAAGCGGAACACCAAGCUCAACAACAUCCGCAGCACCCACGAGACCAACAACCAGUCCAGAAAGAACACAAGCUUCCACACCAACCACCAAACUCACAACAGGAACCACCAGUCCAUGUGCAACACCAGACUUAAACGUAACCACAACAGCUACAACAACAAGCCCGGGUCCAAGUUCAACACCAAGCUCAACAACAUCUGCAGCACCCACGAGACCAACAACCAGUCCAGAAAGAACACAAGCUUCCACACCAACCACCAAACUCACAACAGUAACCACCAGUCCAUGUGCAACACCAGACUUAAACGUAACCACAACAGCUACAACAACAACCCCGGGUCCAAGUCCAACACCAAGCUCAACAACAUCUGCAGCACCCACGAGACCAACAACCAGUCCAGAAAGAACACAAGCUUCCACACCAACCACCAAACUCACAACAGUAACCACCAGUCCAUGUGCAACACCAGACUUAAACGUAACCACAACAGCUACAACAACAAGCCCGGGUCCAAGUCCAACACCAAGCUCAACAACAUCUGCAGCACCCACGAGACUAACAACCAGUCCAGAAACAACACAAGCUUCCACACCAACAACCAAACUCACAACAGUAACCACCAGUCCAUGUGCAACACCAGACUUAAACGUAACCACAACAGCUACAACAACAACCCCGGGUCCAAGUCCAACACCAGGCUCAACAACAACGGGGUCAAGAUUAACACCAAGACCAACAAAUUUCCAAACGGCAAAGUCUGCCACAGCGCUGAAGACACGACGGGUGACGUUCCGAUCGGCGGGAGAGCAAUUCACUUGGAAACUGACAAAUUCAUCUUCGGCAGAAUUUAUGAUUCGAGCCACCACAAUCCAGACAACGUUUUGGCUCCGUCAUCAACAACGUGGACUUGAACUGUCCGUUUAGCUCGGUGCCCAACCACAGCGCCAUCGCAGACAUUUUGGUGGACGCCGCACCCCACAUCACGGCUUUUGACGUGGACCCCUCGUAUA